Protopterus annectens (West African lungfish) is the source of this 2789-nucleotide messenger RNA. Its product is annotated as protocadherin gamma-C3-like. The transcript has a single exon. Gene Ontology annotation, biological process: homophilic cell-cell adhesion. Gene Ontology annotation, cellular component: plasma membrane. The record is from RefSeq and is a predicted model, not a curated record. Lineage: Eukaryota; Metazoa; Chordata; Ceratodontiformes; Protopteridae. Bases 112 to 2571 code for a protein of 819 amino acids. Gene Ontology annotation, molecular function: calcium ion binding.
CACAUACCAGCGGAUGAAAAUGUUGUACUGAUAGGAUGCUGAACUGUUUUCCGUUUUUGUGAGCACACGUUUCGAUUUUAUUCGCACAGUAUUUCACAUCUUUCUGUGGAAAUGGAGAAUCUGAUGCAAGUAGCUUGUAUGUCUAUUCUUGGCUUGACUUCUGUUUUGGGGCAGAUCCGUUAUACCGUGCUGGAAGAGAAAGAACCUGGCACUUACGUAGGUAAUGUCGCUACCGAUAUAUCAUUAGAUAUUAAAAGUCUACCUCAUAGAAAUAUUCAUAUCGUUUCUUCUACCCAAAGUCAGCAUUUUGAUGUAAACCCAGUGAAUGGUAAACUACUGAUAAAAGACCGAAUAGAUCGAGAGCAGCUUUGCAGCGUAAACCCUGUAUGCCUUAUGAAUAUUGAAGUAAUGUUAGAGAACCCAAUUGAACUUUAUCAUGUGGAAAUCAAUAUAGUAGACAUUAAUGAUAAUGCACCAGCAUUUGAUGAAAAUAAAGUAAUAAUCAAUAUUUCGGAGAAUGUUGUGCCUGGGGCCCGUUUUCCAAUUGAGCGAGCCUAUGACCCAGAUAUUGGAACGAAUUCCGUCAGUGUUUAUCAGCUUAGCCCUAACAAAUAUUUUACUCUGAAAUAUCCUAACCCUAAAGAUAAUAUCGUGUUCCCAGAACUUCUACUAGAAAGAGCACUUGACAGGGAGCAGGAUAAAACGCACCUGCUAACAAUGACAGCUUAUGAUGGGGGGCACCAACAGCAUUCUGCUGUGGCUAAGAUUAUAGUUAACGUGUUAGAUGCCAAUGACAAUCCUCCUGUAUUCAGCCAGAGCCAGUAUGUUGUAACCCUGGAAGAAAAUGCUCCCAAAGGGAGUUUAGUCAUUAAAUUAAAUGCCACUGAUUUAGAUGAAGGUACAAAUGCUGAAAUCAUUUAUACUUUCAGUGCCAGAACCGCUCUGAAGGCGCAAGCGACUUUUAGCUUAGACACUUUUAGUGGUGCAAUCACAUUGAACGGUUCAGUGGAUUUCGAAGAUGCCAGCAUAUAUGAACUGUAUAUUCGUGCCAUGGACAAAGGACCGUAUUCCGAGGCUGUCCACUGCACAGUAUCAGUAGAGAUUGUCGAUGUAAAUGACAACAGCCCACAAAUUACUGUAAAGUCUGCAUCACAUUCAGUCCCGGAGGAUGCGCCUUUAGGUACUGUAGUCGCCAUUAUUAAUGUUGGAGAUAAAGACGCUGGUGCUAAUGGUCGUGUUAGCUGUAGGGUUUCUGAUAAUCUUCCAUUCCAGCUGAAGCCCUCCCGAAAUAAUUACUACAGUCUUGUAACUAGUGAUCUUUUGGAUCGAGAGCUGGUACCAGAGUAUAAAGUAUCAAUAUGGGCCAGCGAUCAGGGGUAUCCAGUCCGAUCAGCUUAUAAAACGGUGGAUAUCAAAGUGGACGAUGUCAAUGAUAACCCACCCAGGUUUUCUAAAACCUUUUACGAGGUAUAUGUCACUGAAAAUAAUGUUCCAGGGUCCAUAAUCGGUAGAGUAACUGCCGAAGAUCUCGAUUUAGGCCAGAAUGCUCAGAUUUCUUACUCCUUUAUUGGAAACCAACUAAAGGCUGAACUCUUGUCCACAUAUUUCUCAGUGGGGUCAGAGGAUGGUGCCAUAUUUGCGUUGACUUCUUUGGAUUAUGAGAAAAUGAGAGAAUACAAGUUUGAGAUACAAGUCAGAGAUGCUGGUGUCCCACAGCUAACCGGAACAGCCACUAUAAAUGUCUACGUAGUAGAUGUAAAUGACAAUGCUCCAGAAAUACUGCAACCAUCCGCAAUGAAAGGCUCUGAAGUAGCUAACAGAAUACCUAGAUCUUCAACUGCAGGAUACUUGGUAGCGAAAAUAUCAGCAGUUGAUGCUGACGUGGGUCAUAAUGCUUUGCUUUCUUACCAGCUUCUUAAAUCAGAUGCACUUGAACUCUUCACUAUAUCUAAGUACACCGGAGAAAUACGAACUACAAGGCAAUUUCUAAUUAAUGACUCAUCAGCUCACACUCUAGUGAUCAUGGUUAAAGACAAUGGGCAACCAGCACUGUCAACCACAACUGUUCUGCACUUGGUCCUAGCAGACAAUGAUCCAGAAGUUCUUCCAAAUGUUAACAGGCAGUUUAGCAGCCAAGAAGGUAUCUCAGACCUCAAUGUAUAUUUGAUCAUCUGCUUACUAUCCAUCAUCUUCUUGUUCUUUGUAAUCGUUUCUGUAACUGUUGUCCUACGUUGUUGCUACAACACUUCAGACGUUGGUCCCCGGAUUAAUUUAUGCUGCGCUUGGAAGAAGGCUACAUCUUGUAGAGGCCAGCAAAUCAGUAACUUUGUAACACCUCAUGGUCACGAGGGUGUUCGGGCUUAUGUGGAAGUACGUAGCAGCGGUUCUUUCUAUAAGGUAGACACCUACAGAAUGUCCGUACCUCAAACACUGAAAGACGAUUUUAUUACAAUUGACUUCCCAAGUGCAAAUAAUUCAAACCCUUGUAUUCAGCAGCAUCAGCCAUGUCUUCUUUAUAAUUGCAGCACUGGACCCCAUUCACGAUCUGAGGUAAGAUCUAGACAUGUAUAACCUAAUGCGUGGCUUUUCUGCUUUAAUGUGGAGCUUACACUUUAGUGUUACUAUAAUCACGUCAACAAUAAUUAUUACUUUCAUGUAAUAAGAUGCAGUUACAUGAUUAUAUUCAUGUAUAUCAAUAUCCAACCAAGUAAGUAAUUACUUACACAAACGAAUGCCUUCCUGUGCUUUCUAAAAGACAAAAUAAAUGAAGCUACCAGAGCUGGACCCCU